Molecule: messenger RNA, 3762 nt
Organism: Prunus armeniaca (apricot)
Lineage: Eukaryota; Viridiplantae; Streptophyta; Magnoliopsida; Rosales; Rosaceae
Source: the annotation of a GenBank genome assembly
AUGGGUUCUCCCCGUUCAGUCGACCAAUCUGCUGCAGCCAUGGCGGUCCGUGGAUCGUCCCGUGCUUCCUCCGACCGUCCUCCUCUUCACUGCACCUAUUGCAACUACGAUUUUCACACCCGUGACAAUUGCCACAAGCUUCAUGGUUACCCUGUUGGUCAUCCUCUCCAUGGCCAGCCGUGGAGGCCACCCCGUCGCUCUACCUCUGCUGGUUCUUCACCCAACAAUGGUGCUGGUUCUUCACGCAGCAAUGGUGCUGCCCCUUCUGCCCGUAACCUCCAUGCUGCUCAUCCUUGGCCCACUACCAGCCCUCCUUCAGCUCACCACGUGCAAGGGCAGCCCACGCUGCAUGAUGUCCAGAUUGCUAUGCCCCAUCUCUCAGCCGACCAACACUCCCGAGUUCUUGUUGCCCUCAGUGACGGUGCCCAGCCUCCUUCCUCUCCUCAGGCUCAUGCUGUUUUUGGUGAGGAUUUUACCAAAGGUUUGUUUCCCGUAGCUUCUCGUCUUGGUCAAUGGAUCCUUGACAGUGGUGCUACGGAUCAUAUUACCUCUUCCGCCUCGUGUUUGGUUAAUACUUCUGCUUCGCAUUUGCCACCUGUUUCUUUGCCCAGUGGUGCUACCGCCCCUAUUACUUCCACUGGCACUCUUCAUUUAAAUUCCUCUGUUUUUUUGAAGGAUGUUUUAUGCGUCCCUACUUUUAAAGUGGACCUUUUAUCGGUUGGUAAGCUUACAGAUGGAUUAUCGUGUUCCGUAACAUUCUUUCCCUCUUGGUGUGUUUUGCAGGACUUGGUUUCGAAGGCGACGAUUGGUGUGGGUAAGCGACGUGGUGACCUAUAUUAUCUUGUGGCUCUUGCCUCCUCCAUCCCAUCCAGUCACCCCCUCUGCAAUGUCAUCACCAUCCCGUCUUCCCUGUGGCAUAGGCGCCUUGGUCAUCCUUCCCCUCCUCGUUUGCAAGCUUUAGCUUCUAGUUUUUUACAUUGUUCUUUUGAUUCUAGUCAUGUGUGUGAUGUUUGUCCUUUGGCAAAACAAACUCGUCAACCUUUUGGUUUAAGUUCAAUUUCAACCACCUUUCCUUUUGCUUUAAUUCAUUGUGAUAUUUGGGGCCCGAAUCGUCAAACUUCCCUUUCUGGAGCUCAUUAUUUUUUAACCAUUGUGGAUGAUUUUUCUCGUUUUACAUGGGUUUUCCUCAUGAAACAUAAAUCUGAUACUCAACAAUUACUCAAGGAUUUUUUUGCUUAUGUCAGUACCCAAUUCCAUGCUAAAAUUCGUUGCAUUCGCACUGACAAUGGCGGCGAAUUUCUUUCUCUUCGUCCAUUUUUUUCGGAUCAUGGGGUUUUACUUCAAACUUCUUGUGUCUAUACCCCUCAACAAAAUGGCGUUGUUGAACGCAAACAUAGACACCUCUUAGAAACCGCACGUGCACUUCGCUUCCAGUCCAAUCUUCCCCUCAAAUUUUGGGGUGAAUGUAUCCUUACCGCUGCUUAUUUAAUAAAUCGUCUUCCCACCCGUCUUCUCCAUAAUCACACACCGUUUGCAGUCCUUCAUAACAAAGUCCCCACCUAUGAUCACUUCCGCAUUUUUGGUUGUUUAGCCUAUGCCACCUCUGUCCUUCCACCCACUAAAUUUUCCCCUAGGGCUCACCGUUGCAUCUUCCUUGGUUACCCUCCCGGCCAAAAGGCCUACAAACUAUAUGACCUAGACACUCACCGCCUCUUCACAAGUCGGGACGUAAUCUUCCAUGAAGAUUCCUUCCCUUAUACUCUUCCCCCCACCUCUACCCCAUCCCCCACGCCUCCCUUGCCUCUCCCUUCCUCUCUGGACUUUCCUUAUCCCCCAUCCCCUGUCCCUACACCACAACCCCUUACUGCCCUUCUUGCCGACCCAUCCACCUCUCCCUCCAUGGCUCCUCCUCCUCCUCUUAAUGACACCUUCCCUGACCACUCUGCUCCCUCUCCCGAUAUCCCAUCUAGUUCACCCCCGGACCCCAACCCCUCCUCGCUCCCACCUCCUUCUCAACCUUCCCCCGCCCCCCGCAUUUCUUCCCGCACCCGUACAUCCCCAUCCUAUUUAAAGGACUACGUUUGCUCGCAGGUGAUUCUGCCGCCACACCAAUCCUCGACUUCGCCGCCCAGUUCUCCACCUGGUACGCGUUAUCCACUUUGUAAUUUUAUUUCUUAUCACCGUUACUCACCCAAACAUCUUUCAUAUACAUAUUCUGUCAGUCGGCAUGUGGAGCCCUCCUCCUUUGCCGAGGCUACCAGUGAUCCUAAUUGGCGUCGUGCCAUGCAUGAGGAGCUUCAGGCAUUACAUGCCAAUGGUACUUGGACUCUGACUACCCUGCCCCCUGGCAAAGCUCCCAUUGAUUGUAAAUGGGUGUACAAAUUGAAGUAUAAUUCUGAUGGUUCUAUUGAGCGUUACAAAGCUCGCUUGGUUGCUAAAGGUUACACACAGGCUGCAGGUAUUGAUUAUCAUGACACUUUUUCCCCUACUGCUAAGAUGAUUACUGUGCGUUGUCUUCUUGCUCUUGCUGCUAGUCAGUCUUGGUCUCUUCAUCAGCUCGAUGUUAAUAAUGCCUUUUUGCACGGUGAUUUACAUGAGGAAAUUUAUAUGUCUCCUCCUCCUGCUCUUCGGCGACAGGGGGAGAAUCUUGUGUGUCGCCUUCAUAAAUCUCUAUAUGGUCUCAAGCAGGCUUCUCGCCAAUGGUUUGCUAAAUUCACUACUGCCAUUCUUUCCGCUGGAUUCCAACAAUCAAAAGCUGACUAUUCAUUGUUCACCAGAAAGUCCGGUACUUCUUUCACAGCCUUACUCAUUUAUGUGGACGAUAUUGUGAUUACAGGGAAUGACGUCAGGGCCAUUGAUUCUCUGAAGUCUUUUCUCCGUGACCACUUUCGGAUAAAAGACCUUGGGGAACUAAAAUAUUUUUUGGGUAUCGAGGUUUCUCACUCUCAACGUGGAAUUUAUAUUUCACAGCGAAAGUAUGCAUUGGAGAUUCUCAAGGAUUAUGGUUUUCUGGGUGCACGGCCCAUUGCUUUUCCCAUGGAUGACACAAAAUUAUCUGAUCGAGGAGAACUUCUCAAGGAUCCUGAAAAGUAUCGGCGCUUAGUAGGACGGUUGAUUUAUCUCACCAUAACUCGGCCAGAUAUCACAUAUUCCGUGCAUGUUUUGAGUCGGUUUAUGCAUGAGCCCCGUGUUCCUCAUAUGGAUGCUGCGCUUCGUGUUGUUCGUUAUUUAAAAUCAACUCCAGGUCAAGGCUUAUUAUUUCGUUCUGACAACCAGACUAAGUUAGCUGCAUUUUGCGACUCUGACUGGGCCGGUUGUCCUAUCACUCGUCGUUCGACUACUGGGUAUUGUGUAUUCUUGGGAAAUUCUCUGAUUUCGUGGCGAACAAAGCGACAGAAAACUGUGUCGCUUUCUUCAGCUGAGGCAGAAUAUAGGGCCAUGGCAGGUGCUUGUUGUGAGUUAGUUUGGCUUCGUUUUUUGUUGAAGGAUUUGAAUAUUCCUUUGGAAGGUCCUUCUGUUUUAUUUUGUGAUAAUCAAGCUGCUUUGCAUAUAGCCGCGAAUCCUGUUUUUCAUGAGCGAACUCGUCACAUUGAGAUGGAUUGUCAUUUUAUACGCGAUAAGAUUGCAGAUGGAACCGUAGCGACAAAAUAUGUGCGUACGACACACCAGUUGGCAGAUUUGUUCACUAAGCCCCUUGGGAAGGACAAGUUUUCAACUUUGAUACGCAAGUUGGGUGUUCUUGACAUUCACUCUCCAACUUGA